AUGGAAACCCUGAUGCGUGAGCUUGACAUCAUUGAGCGUGGCAAACUAUCCCGACGAAUUGUUAGUAUGAAUGAGUACUAUGUUAGAGCCACCGAUUUUGUCAUAAUACUGGAACAUGCCUGCGGUGGGGACCUCUAUUCCAUGACUCAUUACUUUGAAAUCAAUCCUUCUGUUGCCUUUGUAAAAUCAGCCGUUCAACAGAGCUUGGAGGCUUUGGACUUCCUACACGAGCGCAGUAUUGUGCACCUAGACGUUAAGCCAGAUAACAUCCUACUUCGACAACCGUAUCCCGAUUGUGAUAUCGUCCUCUGUGAUUUUGGUUUGUCCAAGUUCCUGAGCCAAGAGAAAGUGACUCGUGACUUGGUAGGCACUCCUGACUACGCUGCCCCCGAAAUCCUGGAUUAUAAUCCCAUUCACUUGACAACCGAUAUUUGGAGCAUCGGUGUAUUAACCUACUACCUCUUGACCGGAACCAGUCCAUUCUGGGCGCCAACAAAAGAACAAACUUGUGCAAACGUGUCACAACUUCUGCUUUCCUUCCCUGACGACCUUUUCCUUGAUAUUCCUCAGGCUGCCGUUCGUUUCAUCCAACGAAUUUUGGUGAAAAACCCUAAAUCCAUCCCAUCCAUUGACAAGAUGCCAGCAGUUAUGCCAAGAUUUACGGAGUAUCUCCCCGAAGGAAAACUCAAAGAGUUACGGGAUAUAGCAAAUGCAAUUGUGGCCCCCGGAAAGGGCAUUCUGGCCGCCGACGAAAGUGUUCGCAAACGAUUGAAGGCCAUAAAUGUGGAAAAUUCCGAAGAGAACAGACGUGCCUAUCGACAACUUCUGUUCUCUGCCGAUCCAGUGUUGGCCAAAAACAUAUCUGGUGUGAUUCUCUAUCACGAGACCUUGUACCAAAAAACCGAUGACGGGAUGCCACUCGUUCGUCUCCUUCAGGAUCGCGGAAUAAUCCCAGGGAUUAAAGUGGACAAGGGAGUCGUGAGCUUACCAGGCACUCCGGAGGAAUGCACCACGCAAGGUCUAGACGGGCUGAGCGAUCGAUGUGCACAAUACAAAAAAGAUGGAUGUCAUUUUGCCAAGUGGCGUUGUGUCCUGAAGAUUUCAGACCGGACACCAAGUUAUCUGGCAAUGAAAGAGAAUGCCAAUGUCCUUGCCAGAUAUGCAGUUAUCUGUCAGCAGAAUGGGAUUGUUCCUAUUGUUGAACCAGAAGUUCUCCAGGAUGGGAACCAUGACCUGUUCACUGCCCAACGUGUCACUGAGGAAGUCCUAUCGUUCACAUAUAAGGCACUGCAGGAUCACCACGUAUACCUGGAAGGUACACUGCUGAAACCAAAUAUGGUAACUGCUGGGCAGUCACACAGCCACAAAUACAGCGUGGAACAAAACGCUGUCGCGACGGUACAAGCUCUCCAGCGCACUGUACCACCCGCGGUUCCAGGAAUUGUCUUCCUCUCUGGAGGCAUGUCUGAAGUCGAGGCAACACAAAACUUGAACGCUAUCAAUGCUGCCCCUGGCCGUAAACCCUGGGCAUUAACUUUCAGUUUCGGGCGUGCAUUACAGGCAUCUGUGAUCCAGACGUGGGACGGCAAAAAAGCUAACGUGGUCAGUGCUCAACAAGAGUUGCUCAAGUUGGCACAGGCCAAUGGUGCAGCUGCUUUGGGAAAAUACGAAGGAAAUCUCCAGACGGCAGCUGGAGGACAGUCUUUGUUUUCUGCAAACCAUGCAUAUUAAAUCACUCGGAAAUGACAUUACUCCACCGAAAACAAACCAGGGGCAGAAGAAGACAACAGCACAAACAGCUGUGUUUGGUGCACGUUACUAUCUGCCAUCAAUUGUCAUCCAUUAAUUUAUUGCUGAACAUUUGCUUUAAGACUGGCCGACAAUAUAUUUCGCCAGUUCCGUCGAAA
Messenger RNA from Opisthorchis viverrini, 1907 nucleotides. RefSeq lists its product as hypothetical. Gene Ontology annotation, cellular component: cytosol. NCBI's taxonomy places the organism in Eukaryota, Metazoa, Platyhelminthes, Trematoda, Opisthorchiida, Opisthorchiidae. The coding region runs from base 1 to 1731 and encodes 576 amino acids. Gene Ontology annotation, biological process: fructose 1,6-bisphosphate metabolic process; glycolytic process; protein phosphorylation. The transcript has 11 exons. Gene Ontology annotation, molecular function: protein kinase activity; fructose-bisphosphate aldolase activity; ATP binding. The record is from RefSeq and is a predicted model, not a curated record.